UAUAUUGUGUAUUGACAUUCCGAAAACAAAAUUGAAAAUGACAAACCUAUGAUCCUAUGAUCUCAUCAAUACAAUAUUAGAUACUGUUAAUUAUUGUGAGUGUAACAUAUCCAAUGUACUAUGAACAGCUGAUAACAUCUAAAUAGAAUUUACAAUUUAUUAGUUGCAACAAGACGAAUAUAGCGAUGCGUUUAGAUUACGAUGGAAUUCUGACGAAAGCGAGCCUUUUCAUAGUCCUUGGAACUGCUGUAUACAUGUCGAUGCUAACUCUGGUAUAUAGUGGUCAGCUGCAUUCCAAAAGUCAGGAUAAUGUGUUCUUCAUCCCAGUUACAUCAGACAUCAAAAGUAAUACAGUAGUGUCUUGUUAUUACAACACACCUGAUAAUGAUGGCAAACAACUAUUGCCAGCCAGUAUUGACCCUCACCUGUGCACACACAUCAAUGUUGCAUUUGCAAGAGUCAUCGACAAAAAGAUACAUCUAGAUGAAUAUCAAUACCAAACUAUAACUGAAUUGUGCAAACUCAAACAGGAAAAUCCUGCCCUUAAAGUAUUGAUUUCAGUGGGAGGUGCUGGAGAAGCUUCUGGUUUUAGAGACAUGGUUGCCAAUCAUGCUUCUAGGAAAAUUUUUAUCAAAUCAAUCAAAACUAUUCUAAGAAAUUACAAAUUAGAUGGAAUAGAUUUAGACUGGGAGUUUCCAGAAGUGCACAAGCUUUAUAAAAUGAAAGGAAGUCGCGAGAGGCAACACUUCUCCCAGUUACUGCGUGAAAUCAGAAUGGAAUAUUUGAGGGAAAAGCGAGAUUACCUGCUGACUGUAGCUGUUGCUGCUCCAGAGGCAAUAGUUGAUGUUUCCUACGAUGUGCAGCAGAUUAAUAAUUAUGUAGACUAUGUUAACAUCAUGACAUAUGACUACCACUAUUAUACUAAAUACACUCCAUUCACUGGCUUCAACUCCCCAUUAUUCUCAAGACCCUCGGAAAGUUUGUACAUGGGCACACUUAAUGUUAAUUACACAGUCAACAUGUAUUUAAAUAAAGGAUUGGAUCGAGAUAAGAUAGUUGUUGGAAUACCAACAUAUGGACAUUCAUUUACUCUAGUGAAUGCAGACAACCCAAAUAUUGGCAGUCCAGCUUCAGGCUACGGAUCUCUAGGUUCACUAGGCUUUGUUAAUUACCCAGAUGUUUGCUUAUUUGUAGCCAACAGUAAUGUUAGAGUGAUAUUUGAUGAUCACGCAAAAGUGCCUUACUUAUAUAAACAGAAAGAAUGGACCUCAUUUGACUCAGCUCACAGUGUCAUGGAGAAGGCAAAAUAUAUAAAAGACAAUAGACUACGAGGUGCUAUGGUGUAUUCAUUAAAUGCUGAUGACUAUGAAGGAAAAUGUACUAGUAAAACAAAUAACACCAUACUGUUCCCUCUUGUUCAAUCAAUUAGGGACACUCUCAUAACCAAAAGCACACAAGAUGUUAUACUUGUCUAAGCAGGGGCGGCCCAAGUCUAAUAAAGUAAGUGUUGAUAAGAAAAUAGUGUACCUGUUGCCUCUUGGUGACAUAGGUGAUUUUAUACAUGGUGCGGGAUGUCAUGGCUGCUGUAGUACUCGCGUACAGUGCGCGAAGUCGCCCGCGCCGGCUCGUGCUCGUCCAAACAGAACACACGCGCCUUCAUUAGACAAUAUUAAUUAACUUUUACCGUUCUAAAAAAGUAAGAAUGUUGUCUUACUGUUUCAUACCCCUACCCCCUAUCCGGAGAUAUACGCUCCACUGGGCACUGUUUUAUGCCGUUAAAUCACAUUUAUUCUAGUUUGCCGACAAUGUGUGGGAGAGUUGAUUGCCUUCAGGCCAAAUAUGAUAUAAUAAGAUAAAUUAUUGAGGCGCUCGCCAUAAUAAUCUCUGGGCGUGACGUACAUGUGGGCAGUUAUAACGUAUUAUGAACAAUACACUAGUGCGUCCGUCAGAACGAUUUGUCGAGAGUAACUAAUAAAAGAUGUAAAUAGUCAAACACGAUUGUUUUCUAACCGAACUGUUGUCGAUCUGUGUGAACUGUCCUUAGUGGGACCUAUAGCUUUCUUUAUGUCGACUCUCGAUUUGCGCUGUCUUAAUUGGUUUUGGGCUUUACAAUACUGUUACAACGUCUGUUAAAUUGUCAAGAGACCAGACUAGUAUCAUAAUGUGAACUAACAUUCGCGGUUCCACGAACUCUAUAAGUUUGUUUCAUUUUAGGCGAUCGCUAUUUCCAAGAUCACUUUGACCAAUCGUUAUCUCUUUUGUUUUCAUAAACAUCACUAUCAACUGUAUAGGUGUUAUCUAAAUCAAGCAAGGGCAAGCAGCCUUUUUUGUUCACUAUGUCGAUGCAUCUAGUAGUCUAUCAUUCUGAAGGCUGAAUAUAAUUGCCAUAAGGUUAAUCUGAAGAGGAGUACAAAUAAUAAUUACAACAUUAGAUUUAAUAUACCUAUAACAAUGACAGUGUUGUAAAUGAGCUUAUAAAUGCUGCACCACCUGCCGAAACUAUGGAUGUUGUGAAAACAGCAUUCGACAUUGGACAUUCCAUUUUAGAGGCUAAAGCGGAACUCGUAGGCGACUAACGACUGUGUGUGCAAAGAUCUAGUCGAGGCUUAGCUCUCAAAUAAAUUUAUUUUUAAGAUCCGAUUUCUACCAUAUUAAAUAUGUUUAUUUAAGUUACAGAUG
Messenger RNA from Bombyx mandarina (wild silkworm), 2679 nucleotides. RefSeq names its product chitinase-3-like protein (gene Cht11). The record is from RefSeq and is a predicted model, not a curated record. Gene Ontology annotation, cellular component: extracellular region. Gene Ontology annotation, biological process: chitin catabolic process; carbohydrate metabolic process. Lineage: Eukaryota; Metazoa; Arthropoda; Insecta; Lepidoptera; Bombycidae. Gene Ontology annotation, molecular function: chitin binding; chitinase activity.